Trichomonas vaginalis G3 is the source of this 408-nucleotide messenger RNA. RefSeq lists its product as uncharacterized. Lineage: Eukaryota; Parabasalia; Trichomonadida; Trichomonadidae. Bases 1 to 408 code for a protein of 135 amino acids. The transcript has a single exon. The record is from RefSeq and is a predicted model, not a curated record.
AUGGCAAAUCCAAUUUUAAACAACAUAAACAAACCAACAAAGGUUUCAAAUACAGAAAAUGAUUUCACUCUUCAAUUCACAAUUCCAAACAAUGUUGAAGCAGGCCAAAAAUAUUUAUUAUUGAAACUCAUUAAUCCACUUAAUCAAGAAUCUCCUGUUUUCGGUGUCAGUUUAACAAUUACAAAAGAGAGAGAAGUAACAAGCAGUUCAAUCACGUGCCAAAAAACACAAGCCAUGAUGUUAGAUGAAAAAGAAUAUUUGUUCAAAUGCAAUAUCGAUAAUAUUGAAACCAAUGCUGUUAUAUAUAAAGCUAAAGUUGGUCCAUAUGACUCAAAUGGUUAUACCGACCAGCUCGACAUUGAUUUGCGAAUGAAUCCUAAUGGAAAUGAAAACGAAUAUAAUGUAUGA